Messenger RNA from Petromyzon marinus (sea lamprey), 7435 nucleotides. It is a transcript of the gene VASH2, whose product is annotated as vasohibin 2. Gene Ontology annotation, cellular component: cytoplasm. Lineage: Eukaryota; Metazoa; Chordata; Hyperoartia; Petromyzontiformes; Petromyzontidae. The record is from RefSeq and is a predicted model, not a curated record. Gene Ontology annotation, biological process: regulation of angiogenesis.
AGCAGCAGGAGGAGGAGCGGAAACAACAGCAGCAGCAGGAGGAGGAGCGGAAACAACAGCAGCAGCAGCAGUAGACGCAGCAGCAGCAGCAGCGUCCCCGUGGUGGCCAUGGGCUGGAGACGUCUCCCUCGCCCAGCUGGGUCAACGCCCGCCUUGUAGCCCUUGCUGCUGCUGCUGCUUUCAUAACCUCCUCCGCCUCCUCCUCCUCCUCGCCCUUCCACCUCCUCCCCGCUCCUCCGCCGUGGGGUAAGCAAUGCCCCCGGCCACCGAGGCCGGCCAGGCCGGGGGUCUCCGCCGGGCCCGCUCGGCGGCCAGCGUGGCCGUCUCCCCGGCGGCCUCGGGGCCCGUCUCGGGCUCGGGGGCCGAGCGCUCCGCGUACGGCGGCGGCGGCGGCCGCCGUCGAGAGAGCGGCGCCACCGCCUCCAAUGGGCACCACCACCGCCACCACCCCGGGCAGCAGCAACGGCAGCAAGGGGAGAGCGGCGGCGGCGGCAGCGGCGAGAGCGGGGAGAGCGGGGAGAGCGGCCCGUGCAGCUUCCACGUGAACCGCAGCGGCUUCCCGCUGGACGAGGCCACGUGGGAGCGCCUGUGGCGCCACGUGGCAAGCGCGCACCCCGCGGGCGGAGACGCCGGGCGCAGCAUCCGCGGAGAGGCCGCCCUGGCGCAGCCUCCAUUUCCAGCUGUGCCGACAUUUCGACCGUCUAUGCCGAUCCCUGAGCGCCUGCUGGCUGUGCAGAUCUACAUGCGAGAACUCCAAUAUAAUCACACUGGGACUCAGUUCUUUGAGAUUCGCAAAAGCAGGCCGUUGGUUGGGCUUAUGGAUGCCGCUCGUGAGAUGGUGCAAGAAUCGCUUCCCAUCAAGUGUCUGGAAGCCGUCAUACUGGGAAUACACUUGACCAAUGGGAUCCCGGGCGUGGAGCGCUUCCCCCUCAGCUUCAAGUCGCAGUUUUGCGGGCGGACGUUCCGCCACGUGGUGCUGGGCGUCUACCACAACGGCCGCUUCGGCUCGCUGGGCAUGAGCCGGCGGCCCGACCUCAUGCACAAGCAGCUCACGUUCCGCUCGCUCUACGACCUCAUCGCCGACUUCCAGGAGGCGUACCGGGGCUACCUGCACACGGUGACGCGCAUCAAGGUGGGCCUGUCGGUGCCGCACGACUCGCAGAGCUUCGAGACCAUCGCGUGGGGCCACCUGACGCUCGACACGCUGCGGACGGGCGCCGCCGAGACGCGCAGCCGCUUGGAGCGCCACAGCAGGGACAUCCGCUGCAAACUGCGUAAGAGUCUCUUUGGGGUUCCGUCUCCACCGAGGGAUCGUCGCCGGGGCAAGUCGGUGUCCCCGCACCGAGGGUUGAGCAGCGUGCUCGGCAGGCCCGGACGAGACGAUGGACUGUGCACGCCCGGAGGGAGGAAGUCUGCAAUGCCGGUCACCCUCACCGAGAGCGGCUACCAGAUCCGAGUGUGACCCAGCGAGGCGGCGAUGAUGCGCAGCGGGAGCUUGGAGGCCGCCUCUCCCAUCGUCGCAGAAGCCUUCCGGCUGCGAGCUCGCACCAAGGACGCUACUUGACGCGACGGAUAUCGAGCCCUGAUCGAUGCGCGUCUCCGUUUUCUUCUUUCAACGUCUUUACCUGGGAUUCCCUUCACUGCGCGGAAGCUGUGUUUGCAGGAGCGAGGGGCGGCACAGGCUGGCUCGCGCGUGGACACCGGUUUCUUUGGGGACGUGUCGCCAGCGAUAGCUCCGCGGGGAGGGGGAUUUUAAGGCAGACAGCAGAAGUUAGAUUGUGGUAUUGUAUGCUCGGCUAGGGAUAAUCAAAACUAGAUGGGUUUUUUUUCUUCCCAAUUUACUAUAAUGUGUUUUUAAAUAGAUAAAAGUGGUUUAUUUGAAUCCAUCUCUCAUGAGAAUGAAUUUGAACCAAAAAGGGACAUGGUCCCACGUGCAUGCUGUUUUGAUACGAAGUGCGAUUUGAUACUUUAAAAGUACUGAGGUACGGAAGCAAUCUAAACUUUGUAAUCCCCAUGUAGAUGUAACAAGGCAACUUUUUACUUCCUUAGAAUAGUUGUUUUCAAUAGCUUAUUCUUAUCUGCAUUAGAUGUGGGAAAAUUACGAUUGCGUACAGUAGGGUCCAUGAUUCAGACAAUCUUACGGGCACUGAAAGGAGUUAUAGGAAAUAAAACUUGUUGGCUCUUGGAUGAGAAAAUGUACUGAACUCUAAAUGAGGAUCAUAGGCAGGCCUCCCCACUAAACAACGGCCUGUGUUGAAGGAAAUGCUAUGAGUGAUGCCACCAGGCUUGUAUACUCUGAUAAUCAUUAUUAUAAAAGCAGCAUUAAAAUUACAGCCAUUGGUAAACCACUGGUGGAUUAACCCCCCGUCCCCUCCCUUGCACCACGUUGGUCACGGUUUCAUGUCGUUAUUUUGUUUUGACCAUUCAAAGUGUGCGUCGCGAUGGGGAGGAAUGGCUUCUGACAUCACUCGUGAAUGAUUGGCCGUGAAUGGGAGCCGCGACACGGCGAGCUGGGUUUACAGCAGGCUGCCCACUGACAGCCGCCGCCGCUCCGGCCCGCGGCAGCGCUACAGAUUCGCAGACUUUUCACUCCCCAGGCUUGCCCAGCCCGAGCACUGUGUGCCCCCUUGUCCUACCCGGCAUCGUGAACUCCCUCUCCGUCGAGGAGGCGCUCACGUGGACUGAGAUGGGAACUCAGGACACGUGCUUGGGCGGUGUGGGCAGCUGACCUCACAAACAGUGCCGCUGCCUGUUGUAGCAAUUAUUGUUUUUAGACUGCUGUAUAAGGUUUGCAACUCCCAUGUAUUGAAUAUGAGGAACAGCUGACCACUUGUUUUUUUUCCAUAGACUUAAUUUAUUUUAUUCUUGGAGGAAUGCCAUACAACCACUUUUGCUUUGCAGGGAUUAGGGCUGCGGCUGUAGAGCAUUAGUAAGAAUAGUUCAGGCCAGGAUUUGGUAUUUCGCUGUGCAAAAUCUCUUGGCCAAAUGGCAAACAGAAAUCUCUCAUUUAAGUAACAUCGAUACCUAGACAUUGGUUCUCAGGGACACGCUUUGAAUUAAAUUGGACGGGUUUUUUUAAUAGAGAGAAGAAUGAAAGGGCCACUGGCUAAAUGUAAAAUCCAUGCAAGCACAUUGUCAAGGAGCUUGGGUGUGUGUGUGUGAGCGUACAUUAAUCAUUACAUUCUUAAAUGGGCGCGAUUCCAUGGAUAAUGGAAUCCAACUUAUCACUGAAAACACAUGGCAAAAAAAGUUACAAACACUAAAGAAACAAAUAGCACAAUAUAUUCUGUUGCGUUUAAGUUUACUUUUUAAUAUAGUUUUAAGUGUAGAAUCCCACAAGAGUGUCAAUUUGCUCAUUAAAAUCAUGAAGACUGACACACUUUUUUAUAUAUAGCAGGGGCGGUUUUACACAGUUAUUACAUUUCAUUUAAAAUAAAUACAGCAGAGCUUGUGGAUCUGUUUCAAAUACUGCCUCAUACCUAGACAUAACCACCAGCCGUGCUUUAACAUUAUGGCCUUAAUCAGACGGUUACAUUAUCAAGCAUACUUAUUAAAGAUACAUUUCUGUCCACUGCCGUGACUGAGAGAUUGAGGUGGCAGUGUUGUUACCUGUGAUACAUCCAUCAUGAGGCGGGGCCGCACAGGGCAAUGCUGCGCAAGGCUGCGUUUGCGAGCGAAUGGUAACACGUCCGAGUCGGGGUGUCCCGCAGUGUUUGGAGGAGGCAGGCGUGUUAUGAAGAUAAAAGUGCAGCCCCGAAAUUGCUUGUCCACUCCACUGCUAGCAGAAGAGCCUCCACUCGAGGGAGAUCCAGAGAGCACCUCUAUUGAACCUUGUCUAUUUCCAGACGUCUUCGAACAAGUGGAAGUAUCCACACUCCACCCCACCACAUGUGACCAGCGGACCGACUCAUUAGAAUUAGCAUCCAGCGAUCACAACACGGGGUUAUAAAAGGUAGCGGAUACAUUCACUUUUUGUUGGUGGGUGAGGGAUGUUAUGGAGAGACACCACCUGUUGUGGCUCUGUUACAAGCCGCAGCUGUCCCUGGAGUAUGAAGGCACAAAGCAUGAAUGAAGGCGGGUAGUUCCCAUAUUUAGACAACCACUGGUAUGUGUCCUGGAGGAUCGGUUGCACUCGACCGUAGUAGUUUGCAUCUCGUACUAUAUGUGAAUAUUUACACAGCAAACGGGGGAAGAUGGCGUUCCAUUUUGAUGAAGGAAUGAUAAGGUUUAAGAGAACACACCGUAGACUUUCCUGGACCUCGUACAAUGACCGAGUGUGCAGCUUUAACAAUAAAUCCCAUUGUAAAUGACAUGUUUCAGACAACAGCGAAAGACAAUAUUUUAUUUUUUUCAACACUCCAUGGCGAGAACAUUUGCCUUCUGUCACGGCUGUGAUGAGCGGAUUGAUUUUUCGUUCUGGUAGAAGGGCAAUUUAUUUCAAUACUUGGCAGAAAAAAGCAACACGAUUAUAAUUAUCAAUAUUUAAUGCUGAAUUGGCUAUUUACCGCAGCACAAAUCAAUCCCCUUUCCUCAACACGCGAAUAACGUCCAAGGAGUAGACACGACUCAACUUCCUCUUGUCCGAGGCGUCUGCUUGACGCAGUGUAGCUGCAGACUGUUUUUAUUUCAGUUGCGUGGCUAUUUCUCGAAUUUCUAUUCGGCAUGCCAAUAAGAAAUCGUUUGGGUUACGUCACUUUUCCAUCGUCGAAACUCAUUGGCGUUGGAUAAUUUUCAAACGAGUGUCACGUUAUCCAGGCUGCUCGUAAGCCCCUGGACCUUGGAUUGAAGAGUGGUUUUGGCAUAUUAACAAUGUUUCCUAUUCACUCCCAAUUUGAUAAAGUCUCAAAUUGUGUUUUAUUACAAAGGUCCGUGAACACCUCGUCCUGGUGAAUGAACCACCCCCUACCGCUCCCCCUCCCAAUGGGUUUUCCGCAGAGACGCUGCAGGGAUGACCGUCUUCAGAACGAUUCCGUCUCAGUAUUUCACGCAAACUGUUGCCAACUCGUGGUGAUGUCCUGUGCAGUCACAUUUUGUUUUCCACCUUUACACUUGAUUGUAAUUGCUUUUUAAACCAAGCUAAGCAAUAACAUCGUCACAUUUGGGUGUCUUACACCUGCUACCCAAAACGUGCAUAAGCUUUAUAACAAUAACCAUAUUUUGCACUAUAAGUGAUCGCUCAUCCUCUCUUAUUUGCAGCAGAGGCCAACAGUGAUAUUAGUAAACUUAGAUUGUGUUUGUAGUGAUGCUUAUGUAUAAAUGUCGUUGCAGAUUUAGACUUUGAAUGACACUUAAUUGGUUUUAUUGUUUUCAUAAUUGUUAUGGACAAACCGUAGUAAGGGUACGUCUCAGAUUUGCAGUGGUAUUUUGAAAAUUGCACAGCAGCUAACAUCUGCUCUUGACAUUUCUCUUCUGAAAUACUGUAAAAUGUGUUCUUGUUUAGGGCAGGGUAACCUGCAGCCUGUUGACGCCAAGCAUCUUUGCUGCACUAAUCGGGUACUAGAGGGGGGGACGUUUUGGAUUUGCCAACACCGUUUCUAGCAUUUCUGAGCGCCCAGUUAAUUUGUGCAGCCCUAGUGACUGGGAGCGUGUGGCCAAAAAAAAGUAUUCGAAAAUUAUUGUUGGGCCCUCAGUAAGGAGAAGGCUCCCCUCCCCCCCCGUUUUAAGGUCGUGCGACGCAUGAACAAUGUUCGACAUUUACAGGCUCAGCUGAGCAGAUCUGUUGACGAGGAGACCGAUGCUGAAAUCAAAAUAUUUUAAUACUGACACGUGGAUCACUUCAUGAGCAUAUAGCCUGGGAUUUGUCCAAGUGUAGUAUUGUUUUAGCUAGCGUUUGCUUAGCCAUUAGCUUCAUAUCUUUACAAAGCAGCAUGUUGUUGGCCAUUUCAUAUUGUUUGCUAUUUUUACAUAUUGUACACUUUUUUUCACGUACGUCUUCUACAGUUGGAUGCUGUAUAUUUAAUGUUUCAAUAAUACAUUCAAUAAUAAAGCCACAUCUUACGCGGGAAUAAGUCCACAUUAUUAAACUCCACUGGGGUGAGAACACGUAACGUGCGUAUGGCCUCGACAACUUGAGUACCAGUACAAUUACAAUACACAUACAACAGCAGAUUAGUAUCUCGCAGGAAGCACACUUUAUUGGAAGAUUGAAACCUUUCGGCCUCUUGAGGAACUACUUUAGACGAUGAGAUAUCGCGAUGUGCAGGGUCCUUCUGAGUCUCGCCACUCAGUGGAGGCUUUCCUGGACGAUCUAAAUGGCACAAACUCAUGUCGCUACAAAAUGUUUUAUUUUAAAGUUAACGAUUUUGUCUUGCAUUCAACGAAAGCACAUACUAAUUCGUUAUAACAUUACGUAAACGGCAUCAAUGUGAUAUUUAUUAAAUCCGACUGUGAAUAUCAAUGUCUAUUUUCAAGAUGCCCCACCCACAUGCUUCCCGCAAACUGUCAUUGCCGUGUUUGGGUGACAGUGGUUUAUUCAACUCCAUAAAUCAUGAACGGUUUGGACAUUUGUAGCCAAAACAUGCGAGGAAAUCUUUGCUUGAAUAACUUGGUUUUGGAAGUGCAAGCCGACGGCUUACAAUUCAGAAUGGUUGUAACAACAAACUUGAGAUGCACCGUACACCAAGGGUGGAUCGCUCUUGUCUUAUGGAACUUUUUGCGGUGUUACACGGUCUUGCUUUAGCAAUGUUGGAUAAUAGUGUUAAAGCUAUUUUAGUCCAAGGGUGCUAAAAUAAGGACAUGAGAUUAUUACUCGGGAUGACCUAUACCAUCGUGUAACUUAGAACAAAGCGUCUAGUCGAAAUAAACAUUGUGUAUUGUUCUGUUACAAUUACAUUUUACAAAACCAGCUCCCUGCCAUCACGUGGCCUGUGACUACGCAUUAUCCUGAUUUUAGUACUCGAUACUUAUUUAUCAAUUUCUGCCCUUAUUUUACAGAUUCUUCACGUGACGUUGCCCGAUGCCUGCCGUCCCUUUUUAAGCGGCGCAGUUUUAAUUCAUGGCAAUUCAGCCGCGUGAUAUCGUCACAUUGGUGGCCAAGUUGUACAGGGAAAUAUUCCACAUCUUAAGACAAAAAUAGAAUUUGUAAAAGUGGGGCACCUGACUAACCUGUCAAGUUCAGGACAGGCGUCAUUUACGUGAAGAUUAACCCAUAAGGACAAGAUAAUUCAUUUUAAUUUAACCCCUGUUCAAAAUGGCAGACUGGAGUGAAUUUGGAUUAAUAAAACUACGAAUGGUUAUUUGGUUUCCAUUUUUGUAAUAAAAGAUAUGUAAUAUACAUUUGAAAAUUAUUUACAAGUUCAUGUGAUCUCUUUGGGGAGACUGAAGAAGGGAAUUCAUGGAUUUCAGAUGACAAAAGUUAAUUGUGUGCUGGUUUGUAUCAUGCAUGACUUGUCAAAUCUACAACUUUUACGUGUGAAUCAAUAAACGAUGAAAAUAA